AAGUAGGUAUUUUUUAAAUUUAAUUCGAAGGAAAUACGGCGGGUUGAGAACCGUGACACCUUUUACCGCUAUCUGUCGGAGAAUUGUGCUCAACACCCUGACAAUUGUGACCGAGGUAUUCCACCUUAACGCCAGUGAAUGGAAGAAGUUUGUGACGUGCUUAACCCAGAUUUUCCACCGUCAAAUGCUCGUGUUUGUACAACAGUUUUCUUAGCAUGUUAUGGAUGUGAAAAUGUGCUAAAUUUAUCGUAAAUUCAUUUAUUACUCAGGUGUUCGUGACAAUGUGUGAUAGCGCUAGCUGCCAGAACGUUAACUAGGUUUUAAAUAUCAAGCUUACGAUAAGUGUGGUGUUGGAGCAGAAGUAAUAUGAACAAUCCAUAUCGUGCGAGACCAGCUAGAGCUAGGGUGGAUCAUGCCGCGGUGUCAGGGUAUGGAUCUCAGAGUCAAAACACUUGGAGUUCUAUGCAGCCUGAGAGACGAUCAGGAAUUUUGCCAGCGAAUGUUUAUCAGCAACAGCCCAAUUCUCUGAUUCAACCUCAGCAGCAGCAGCAGCAGCAGCAACAGCAGCAGCCACAACAGCAAUCUCAUGAUCCCUGGGAUUGGGGUACCGAUAACGGUAAUAAUGGCAAUAGUGAUUCGUGGAAUUCAAACACUGAUCAAAAGUCAGAGUCUCUUCAUCAGCUUUCUCAGCAUCAUCAAUUUCCUUCUGGCCGCACCAAUAAUAGUCAAAGUAUACAGAAUCCACAGCAGGGAAUGUAUUAUCCGAAUUUUAACAGAAAUAGUAGACCCAAUGUACUUAAUCAACAGCCUACUUCUGGUGGGAAUAUUCCACGGACGAGUCUAAGUAGAGAAUCUACACCAAGUAAUAAAGAUGGUUAUAAUCAAUACACGCCUUACGAAUAUAAUCAGCCACCACAACAGCAACAGCAACAACAAUAUCAUUUACCACCUAGGCCUAAUUCUAAGUCAAGUCCUGCUGAUCAUUCGCAAUGGUCUAUCAGCAGUCAACAGACACCAAAUUUACCGUCUCUUGGUAAUAAUUCAGGUGCUCAGCUGGAUAACAUCAAAAAAAUACAGACUCCUCCACUUCCUCCUCAAACAAAUACCUACAAUUGGAACAAUAGCGACCAACAGUUGGAUCCUUCGCUUCGUAACUGGCAAAAUCAUAAUGCCGGGUCAGUCAGUGGGUCCUGGCAAGAACCAUCGUUGGUAGCAAACAAGCAACAGCCCAUAGAAAAUAUUAAUCAGUCUCAACAGGGGCAACAGACUUCUCAAACGUUUGAUCCACCUAAGGAAUAUACUUCGCCAGGACAAUCCGAAUACUACACUAACUGGAACAGUCAACAACAUCAACAGAGUAAUUUGACUAAUCAAUGGCCCUCAAAUUAUUCACGCAAUACUUCAAAUGAAGCAACACAGCCUAUUCUGCAUCAGAAUAUGGGAACUACGGUUAUGAAUCAGUGGCAACAGCCAAUGUUUCAGCCACCUGUUCCUGCUGAAGAACCAGUAGGCACACAAUCCACUCCAUCAAUACUCAAUCAAGCUGAUCAAAAUGUUCCUUCAAAUCAAUGGCAACCACGGCAACCUCAAUAUGAAAAUGUAAUGCCAAAAGAUUGGACCCCUGCACAAAGGCCUGUGGAAUUGGUAGCUUCGGAAAAGGAUUCAAUUUCUGCACCUCAUCAACAACAUGACUCUCUUGAAUCAGCAAAAAAUAAUAAAAGUAUAAACGAUUGGCAACAUGCUCAGUCUCCUCCGUCACAUUUUGCAUCAUCAACAGGCUCUGCAGUUUCUCAUACAUCUAACACUGCGGAGCAAAUUCUAAGUGGUAACAAUCACAAUAAUGAAAGGAAGAGAUCUGUGGGUAUAUUAUCACCGAGUUCCUCGUUUGUAAAUGACUUGCCGAUACCAACAAAACCUAAUGCAAUUGAAAAAAAAAUUUCGGAUGAAUCAAAUUGGCCUGACGGUGAUGUUAAUGUAGCGUCAAAUGCUAUGGCUCAAAAUAACACCGAGGCAGAUUGGUCGACGACUGCGGAAUGGGAUACUAUUCCCACUGCCGAGUUGUCUAGUAGUUUUAGUCAUUUAAGGCUUUCUAACAAAUCUAAUAGGCAAUUGGAAAAUCAGACCCUUUCAUCUGAUAUGCAUUCCUCAAGUCACUCUACAGAUGGCUGGAGUUCUCAACCUAUUUCAGGGUCAGAAAAUCCAUCAGAUAAUUCACCACGUGAAAGUGUAGCCAGUGCACAGCCAGAACCCUACCGUGAUUCAAGUGAAAGAGCUCAUGCUUUAGAGCCUGAACAAAGUUUGGAUAAUCCACUUACCACAUCUCAGUUUGAGCCUCAAGAACAUGUAUUACCUCAAACACAUCAGCCUGAGAACAGUAGGGCUGCCGAAACUGUUCCACAAAAUGCUGGGUAUGAUCAAUGGUAUGCGCAGCGCAAUCCUGUGGCUCAAUCAGAAAAUAGUUGGUAUCGCAAUGAUCAUCAGGGUAAAUCACAAAAGUGGAUGCAUGAGCAGAACAUUGAAAAUUAUGAAAACAUACAGCAGUCUACUGAGUUUGGCAACUUGGAAGUUGUUACCCCUGUCCUGCAGAAACGGAAUAUUUAUGGAUCGCAUGAUUCCAUGAAUAGGGAAACAUUGGACAAUGAACCAAAGGCGAGUGUCAAUCAAAUAAAAGAAUCUAGUACUCCAAGAGACUUUCAAGAAGAUAUUAACAACGUAGAAGUACCUUCACUACUACAGACGCAACAAUCUCUUCAGGUCGAACAGGCCCCUGAUAAUUACGAGUUCGCAUCGAACGAUAGAAACACGUUUUUGGAAACUGGUGAACUAACAGAUUCUCAUCAACAACACGAACCCACUCCACCUAGCCAAGAUGACGAAAAUGACGAAGUUCCUAAUGAUAUUCCAUUCUUAAGGGAAGUUCCUGGUCAGUCUAGUAAUUCUGAUCCUCGUCGAAACGAUCCUACUGGGCAGGAGCAAAAUAUUCAAGUCGGUCCACGAAGCUUGGAUCCUCGUAGAAAUGAUCCGUCAGGUCAAGAACACACUGUUCAAUCAAUAAGAAAUAUCAGUGAUAGAACAGAGCGUAGAGAUGUUCCACCUGGUCAAGAACGCAAUGGUCCAUUACCAUCACGGACCGAUACAGAGCUACCUGAACGUAGAAAUGAUCCUUCUGGCAGAGAAAGAUCAUUACCCCCUCAACCACCUAGAAACGAUAGUGUAACAGACAAUCGAAGAAAUUUAUCGGAAACUAGGCGAAAUGAUCCUUCUGGGGAAGAAUGUUUGCAAUCGCAGCCAGUUGUGUCAGAGCCAGCUGAUCUGAGGGAAGUACCUGGCAGAGGAAACGAAAAUGAAGAACCUGUUCAGCAGGCAGACAGCGGCUUGCGCCAAAUUCCUGGUGGCGCAUCGCCCAGUGAAGAAAUUCAAGUGGCUAACGAUAGGGAUGAUGCAAGAGUAGUUACUGGAUCCCAGGAAGUAGCAGCCCUAAUCCCUGCAAGUACGAAACAUGAUCAAUCGAACGACUCUCUGAGCAAGCGGGAAGAAGCUGUUGGUGCUUCUUUGGGUGAGAGCCAAGGUGGUGCUGGGCAAAUAACCAGAAUUGAUUCCUACGAAGAAGGGGAUGAUGAAGGAUCGGGAAACAGUAGGGAUGAGAGCAGAGAACGUCGAAGGGAAAGAAGUCCAGAACGACGUGGUUAUGAAUACGACAGAAAAAGUAGAUACUACGAUCGGGACCGUGAUCGCGAUUUCGAUGAAGAAUACUAUUAUGAAUCCCGACGAGGAGGUGAUUUUGACCGCACUUAUAAUUCUCGAGAAGAUCUUGAUCGACGAGAAGGUCCGUACAGAGAUGACGAACGGCGUCAUACCAGUAGGGACGAUUUAGAUAGACGGGGAAGAGAUAAAGAUGAUCCAGAUAAUCAAAAAAUAAGAUCUAGGCCAAAGGAUGACCUCGAAGAUAGAAGGAGAAGGGAUGACGACAGAAGAAAAGUACGAGAAGAAUUAGAUGCAAGAGGAAGAGACACCAGAGAUUAUGAUCCUAGAUAUUUCCGAGACAGAGAAUACACUGAUCGAGACAGAAGAAGAGAGCCCGAUAGGCGAGGGCGCAGAUAUGAAGACUAUGAGCCUCGGGAUCACUACAGACGAGAUUACUAUGAAGAUCUGUAUGCUAGAAACUCCAGGCCAUCCAGUAGAUCAUCUUACAACGACAGAGAUCGAGAUUAUUAUCCUAGGUCAAGAGAUCCACAUUUUGGACAUAAUGUCUACGGUGGUGCAUAUGCGGAUUAUGGUGCAAAUUAUGGAUCCAGUUAUUACGCGUAUUUGGAGAAUAUGCGACGAACUAAUCCUGCUGCUUACAUGGAAUGGUAUCAAAAAUAUUAUGCCUCCCAACACCAACAAGCACAUGCUGUUAGAGGAAAUACUAGCUACCCUGAGGAUAGAGCUAGUGUUCAUUCAGGACGUAGCUCAUGUGACGAAAGUUUAUGUGACAGGACAACUGGAGACAAGCGUACGAUAGGUGAUAUUUCCCUAUUAGAAGAUACGACAAUUGGAUCGGCAAGACUGACUCCAACCAAGUUUUCCACAUCCCAUGUUCAAGCUAGUUUCUCCACUGGCUCGUUGGUUCACGUGCAUGCAAGUUAUCCGGCUGAUGGAGAACUUGCUAGAGUGGAUGUCCUUCGCGUGUCAAGUCUACUCGCACACGAUCCUGUUGUACGAGAACUAGUGGCAUAUCCUGGCCCUCUGAUUAAGCAAGUGGGUGUGACUCACAAGAAGACUAUCAUUGAAUACUGCGAAGCCAAGAUUAAAAAAGCAGAAUGCAGUGAAGAUGUGGAUGAUCCGGCGUCUUAUAUAUUGUUGUAUAAACUUAUGGUGAUGCUGAUUCGACAGAAUGGGAAUGUCGUUGGAGUUGACAUAGCAGAAUUAUUGCUCUCGAAUCAGAAGUCCUACCCAUACACUGGAAAGCAGCGAGAAGUGCGGCUCAGAAGAGAAUCUGUCAUUUCUCAAAAGUCUGUUGGUACAAGCGGUGAUGAGCUUAACAGAGACACCGUUACACCCUUGGACACAGACGAUACUGGAAACCUAAAUAAACCACUUUCCACUGAUCAGGUCACUGAUCACUUUAGGGAAUUGCUUUUAUAUGGUUGCGGCCAAGAGGCAUUGGAAUAUGCAAUGGAUAAGGGACUCUGGGGACAUGCCUUGUUCCUAGCAAGUAAGCUAGAUAAACGAACGCAUGCAUCUGUUAUGACUCGAUUCGCCAAUGGCUUGAUGGCAAACGAUCCGUUACAGACUUUGUAUCAACUACAAUCUGGUCGAGUACCUGCUAGUGUUACAUGUAUCGCAGAGCCAAAAUGGGGUGACUGGCGACCUCAUCUUGCGAUGAUAAUAUCUAACACAUCUCCUAAUCCUGAAAUUAAUCGAAAAUCGAUUACAACCUUGGGCGAUACUUUGUUUGCUCGAAAUCAUGUACACGCCGCCCACUUCUGCUACGUUUUAGCUCAAGUCGAUUUUGGACCUUACGGAAUGCCGAAUAGCAAGCUUGUUCUGCUCGGAUCGAAUCCUCACAAACCAUACAACGUUUUCGUAACAAACGAAGCUAUCAUGCUUACUGAGAUUUACGAGUACGCUCGCAACCUUAGCGAACCUGGUUUUACGCUAAUCGAUCUGCAGACUUUCAAAUAUGGACUGGCUGUAAAAUUGGUGGAUUAUGGACUCACUGAAAAGGCAUUGUUAUACAUCGAACAAAUUGCUGUAAAUAUCACUCGUGAGCCAUCAAAAUACCCGAUUUCCUUUGUGGAAAAGCUUCACAACUUGGGUGACAGAAUUAAGUACAGUGAUCCAGUAUGUAAGGAUUCAAUCGAAGAUGUCGCUAAUCUUGGAUGGUUGAACAGCCUGGUAGAAAUCCUCAAUAAAUACAAGACUGGUGAGAUAAUUAAAGAUGGAACGUAUGAUGCACAAAAUGAUAGCACUAACCAACAACGAGAACAGUAUGAAAGUCAGCAAACACAACAGCAGUGGGUUGUAGCUCAGUCUGAAUAUUCAGAUGGUCCAACUUCUCUUAUGGAACCCACUACAUCCGACGUGAAAAGUGAUUGGCAGCCAAUGUCUUUGCCUAACGCAGUUCAAGAUCCGUAUAUACCAAGCGGUCAAACUUCGCAAUACAUCGAAAAUUCAGUUGACUCAGCUCAGCACCAGCAACCGCAAUCGCAGGUAGAUUAUUGGAGACAGCAAAAUUACACUCAACCUGAGUAUAGUGCUCCAGAUUAUUCUACCGAGUGGCAACAACACUCGGAACAGCUCCAAUAUCAGAAUGAACAACCAGACAAUACGGAUAAUGUACAACAAGAAUGGAACUAUGAGUCAGAGAAGGAAGAGAAGCCACCUACGCCUGAUCCUCAGCCAGUGAUAAGUAUGGGACCAUCCACAAAUAAGCAAUACGACCCGUUAGCAGAACUUGACGCUUUGGAUACGCCAGGGCAGACUCCAAAACCAGAUGGAGAAAAAAAGAAAGCACCUGGAAAACAAACGGAAAAGAAAAAUUCUAGCAGUGGGGGUUCGUGGUUUGGAGGAUUCUUCAGCAAACUUGCUCCAAAACCAAAAAAUCAGAUGAUUUUACCUGACGAUAACAACCCAGCAAUUGUGUGGGAUGCAGUUAGCAAAAAGUGGACAAACAAAGAUGCAGAUGGUGAGGAUAGCUCUGGUGCCUUGGCGCCUCCACCAAAAGCUUCGGAAAUGGGUUUCAGACCACCACAAACGGAAUCAGUGCUUCCGCCAAUGACGAUGCAGUUGUCUGGUGACAAUAAAGUGGGCCAACUAAACGACAGUUCUAACAGCAAUGUUCAUAAACCACCUUCUGGAAACAACAUGUUCAAAAUGCCGAGAGGCCGAAGCGCAAGGACAAAUUACAUUGAUAUAAUGAAUCCUGGAGGAUCUAAGACUGGUGGCGUUGCACCAUCUGUAACACCGCCUAUAGCUGCUGCUCCGGUACCUCUUGCUGCGUCAUCGCCUCAAUUUUUCAUUCCUGCACCAGUUAAUGAUCCAGGUGCUCCGGUUGACUUUUUGACAUCUGCUUCAGUAGCCAAUGGUGACAUUACGCAGCAGGGGCUCUCUCGGUGGAGCUCGGCAAGCUCGCUUUCACGAGAGGUACAGAGCUACACUAUGAGGGAUCCGCGUCUCCUUCAACAAGAAAAGGGACCAAUGAUGUUCAAUCCAACAGACGUGAAGGAUUCCACUCUCAAAAAGGCGUCACGAAAUAGAUAUCCACCACGAUAAGUUUGCAAGUUGCAUCACGUAGCUUGAAUAACAUUUUUAUACAUUCACAUAAUGAACUGAAUAACAGGGCGUUGAGUCUAGCAUGUUCAUGAUUAAGUGGUUAUACUACGACUAGCUAGGAAAAGAAAAAAAAAGAAAACAAGUUGCAUCUUUUCUUGCGAGAAUAUUAGUAAUGUUCUUGACAUGAAAUGAUCAGAGAAAUGGCUAUAGAUUUUCGGCUGCCAAUUGGGCUUUCAGUCCCAUAGUUACUAAUUAUAAGUAGGAAAAUGUUAUGAAUUUUUAAAGAAAAGCUCUGUAAUAUGGAUUGCUCUGAGUAUGAUGCAAAAGGCUCACUUGAAAAAUUCGUUUUCGUUUCUACUUGUUAUUUUAUAAACUACAAAUGUGUAGUUACUUUCGUUAGUUUUCAAGUUUUAGACUACUUUUGAGUAAAGGAUUCCAUUAGGUGUGUUUAUAUGGUAUCGGUUUUUUUAUUUAGUUGAAAUUUGAUUCGAUUAGUCGAAGCACUGAGGGUUGAAAUAUGAAACUUUUCAGUGCCUUUUUGUAUAUAAAUUCUAAACCGCAAAAUUGUAUGUGUAGUUUUAUAAUACAGUCUUGAACAAUAUUAUUACUGGACAAGGGGGGAUAUCUAUACUGAAGAUAAAUAAAACACUAAUAAACUUAUCUAGUUUUAAACAGAAAUUGGCGGAUGAAUUUUUUGCAAUAAAUUCCUUCACCUCAGGUAUCUGUGCCUAUCUGGAACUGAAAUCAUUGUCCUUUAUUUAAUGGUAGUUUCAAACUAAUUUCCAUUUACAUUCAUGAAUGUUUAAAUAAUAAUUUUCAAGAGUUGAUUAAAAUUUAUUAUGUCAAUCUUAUCGUACGCUUAUACAAUUGGUUUAUUUGUUGAAUUUCACCAGAAACAUUUUUCACAUCACUGUUAAAACUGUUGUUCAGAAGCUUCGAACUACUGUCACAAUUAGUUUGUUGACAGAAGCCUUUGUUUUUACGGCAAUAUUUAAUAAGCUUGUUUGUCGCAAGCUUAUGAAUAGUGAACUGUAUGUUCAUUUAAAUCCUCGAUUCAAGACAACUGUUAUUGGCAUGCUUCACAAGCUGUACGAAUAUUUCGAUACUAAAUUGGUAGCACAACUUUUUGAGUGAAAAUGUGAGUAAAAAAUUACUACACUAACCGUAGAGUAAUAAUAAUUCGGUUAAUUGAAAGAAUAGAAAAUAAUAAUCUUAAGAACUGCCGUUCAAUGCUGUUCCAAUGGUGCUCUCGUACAGUUAUGUUACGUACAGUCGUAUCAAGUUGGUUCAUAGUGUUUUUUUUUUUUCAAUGUGGCUUACACAGAACGUCGUGGAUAAAAGCUGUACAUUUCCUUAUGACAUUAUUUGUAAAAAUGAGCAGCUUGCACUAAUGAUGCUCGUUAAGAUUAUAUCAAUUCCGAAAUAGCUCAUUUUUUGGUACUUUUUAUUGUCAACGAUAUACGAUAGUCAUUAGUGAAUAUUUCAGCAAUUGUAUGUAUUUAAUGAAUCGGGCCUCAAUGGUUGAUGGCCUAGCACUCCUGCAAGUGAAAUGCCUGGCUUCUUUUCCAUACUAUGCUAUGCUUAUACCAUUAGAGCUUAUAAUUCGACUGAUUGUUAGUUGUCUCUUGUUGAAGUCUUAAUUCACUCGCAAACAGUCGAACAAUAUUUUCCAAAUUGCUCGAACUAGGAAGUUGAAAUAAUUGUAAUUUUAUCAUGCAGGCGAUAUUUAUUGUAAAUAGGUAAUUGGUUGUAAUUUUUGAAGUGAACUUCUGCCAAAAUGAUGAAGAAAUGAUUCUUUUAAUUCGCUCUAUGUUGGAGCGUAAAAAGUACCAUAAACGUAUGUUAUUAUACGGUUAAUAAUGGCAAAGGCAGUCUGAAUGAUUGAUUCAUAAUAAGAUAUAAACAAUAUAAUGUUGAUUAUUUGAAUAUGGAAUAUCAAGCCAAGGUAAUCAAUUAAAAAUGAAUUUUUUUCGCCUAUGCUACUGUUUACAUUAAAAACACUUUUAUAGUCAUUUCCUGCAAGUAAAGUAAGUAGUGAUAUUUUAAGGAAAGAAAUGUCAUAACUUUCGAAAAUAUUUCAAUCUUUGUUUUCUAUGUUUGAUUUCAUGUUGUGUCACAAUUGUUUAAUUAUUUAUUGAUUCUGUAGGAUUCGUACUAUCGAUUUAAUUCAAAUUUAUACAUAUAUAAAAAUAUUUUUUGUGUUUGAGUCACCAUAUGUUAUUCGAAAUAAUUGGAAUUAGCAGUCUGCAGCUAUAAAACUAUUAAUUUUUGUAUCAAACUUUUAGUUUAAAUAGUGACCCAAAUAGUGUUUAUUUUAACUCUAGCAGACAAGUUGAAUUUGUACAGAAAAUAGAUGUUAAAUUAUUAAUAGCCCUCUAGCUACUUGAAAGAAAUGCAUUCCCGAAUGUCGUGCUGUAAAUUUUCACUAUUGCUUUGACUUGGGGAUAAUGACAAUUCAUUCGAUUCCGUUCGUUUGUUAUAUUUUAUUUUUUUACGAGCAGAGGAUUCACCCAAUUCGGUCAUGCUAAUCACCUAAAACUAUUCGUGAGUUUAGGAGUUGUUGAGAAUAUUUCCUUUAAUUGCUGGAUACAAAAUCCUCACCAUGUUUUUUGCUCAUAUAGCGAUAUGUACUCAUACCUGUGAGUGUACCAACUAGAAAUUACGUUGAAAAACCAUCUUAUGCAUAGGCUGUUGAUCAAAACAGACCUGACACGAUAUCUGUGUUGUUAUGAAACGGAAGUAUUACGUGAGCUGUAUGUUACGUAUGUGUAAGUUUGGGAAGAGAUGUGAUUUGGUUUGAGAUGUAACAUAUUAUAUUAUAUUGCAAUUCAUCCAGAGUUGAUGUGCGUUUAUGGGUAGUACAGAUAAUGUGUAUUAUAUAUGAUUAUAUUAAUUAAUGUCAUUUACCACAAUGAUAAUAAAAUGUAUUACGAAAUCUA
Molecule: messenger RNA, 10196 nt
Organism: Neodiprion virginianus
Lineage: Eukaryota; Metazoa; Arthropoda; Insecta; Hymenoptera; Diprionidae
Gene: Sec16
Exons: 21
Coding region: 367-7257 (2296 amino acids)
Biological process (GO): COPII vesicle coat assembly; autophagy; Golgi organization
Cellular component (GO): ER to Golgi transport vesicle membrane; endoplasmic reticulum exit site
Source: RefSeq, a predicted model, not a curated record